Parnassius mnemosyne (clouded apollo) is the source of this 1984-nucleotide messenger RNA. The record is from the annotation of a GenBank genome assembly. Lineage: Eukaryota; Metazoa; Arthropoda; Insecta; Lepidoptera; Papilionidae.
AGUGUUACAAGUGGAUCAAACAAAGAUGGACCGAACCUCAGUGUCUGAGUUAGAGAAAAUCAACAAAAGUGCCGUUGAAAAUGGAAGUGAUGUGACGAAAGAGAAUUAUUAUUCAAAAGAAAAUAACCAUAUUCGAAGACAGGCUUUUAUAGUACUCGGCACAUUUUUGUUGACACUCAGCGCAGGUGCAACGGCAGGGUUUUCUGCAGUCCUUAUUCCGCAACUACAACACGCAAAGGGACAUAAAAAAUACUCUACCGAGAUGGUGUCUUGGGUAGCGGCUAUUUCGUCACUGGCUUUAUUAUUCGGUAACAUGAUUUCAGGAUAUCUAAUGGAUAGAUUGGGUAGAAGAUCAUCUCAAAUGCUACUUUCAUUGUUUUAUAUUGGAGGAUGGAUAACAAUAGCAAUUACGACUAAUAUACAUCUAAUUUUGGUUGGAAGAUUUAUAACUGGCCUUUGUCAGGGAUGGUUGGGUCCCCUUGGGCCAGUUUUUGUGGGAGAAAUAAGUUCGCCGGCAUAUAGAGGUUUGUUCUUAGCAAGCUUGUCAUUGAGCAUUGCUUUCGGAGUGUUCAUGUCACAUCUAUUUGGAACGUUGCUGCACUGGAGUCAUGCAUCUUUGCUUUGUGGAACUUUUCCUCUAAUUGGAUGCAUUAUACUGUAUUAUGCCCCAGAAUCACCAGCGUGGUUUGCCUCAAAGAAUCAAAUAAACAAGUGUAUUAAAUCAUUCCAAUGGUACAGAGGUACUAGUCCAUCUAUGAAAGAAGAAUUAGAUAAAAUGAUAUUAGAACAUACAAAGAAAGUUCAUAAAAGAAGCAAGAUUGAAACCUUGAAAACAAACAUCAGUAAACCCGAGUUUUGGAAACCUUUAUGUAUUAUGCUCGUGUUUUUUGCAAUAACUCAACUCUCAGGGAUAAACGUCUUUUGCGCUUACACAACUGAGAUUAUGGAAGUUUUAUUAGGUAGUAAAACUAACACAUAUGCGGCCAUGUUGGGAAUAGAUAUAUUGCGAUGCGUGGCUUUACUCACAGCCUGUAUCAUGCUAAGAAGAUUGGGUCGAAGACCUAUUGCAAUAUUUAGUGGAACCUUUACAUCAUUAUCCCUUAUAAUUUUAUCAAUUUAUUUAUACUUAGUGGAAGCUAAUGUUAUAAAACAAGUCACGCCUGUAAUAUCGUUAGGAUUAACAGCAGUGUAUAUUGUUGUGUCACACAUAGGUAUAGGCCCCCUUCCUUGGAAUAUGGUUGGAGAAGUAUUUGCAUCGGAAACAAAAGGCAUAGGUUCAGGUUUAAGUGUUAUGAUGACGUCAGUUUUUUUCUUUGGUACAGUAAAAACCGCGCCAGCAAUGUUUAAAAAUAUAGGACAUUACGGUACUUAUUUAUUUUAUGGAAUGUCAACAUUAAUUGGUACGAUAUUUUUGUAUUUCUGUCUUCCCGAAACAAAAGGAAAAACUUUAUUACAAAUAGAAGAACGCUUUAGGCAAGAAAAGAAAGAUAAUAGAAACCAUUUGAGAUUCAUUAAUUUAAUUAACUUGUAAAUACGUAGUAGGAGUAGUAAUGAUCAUACCUACGCUCUCGAGCAAAAAUACUGGAUGCGCUAUUAUGGAGUUUUUUCUGUUAUGUUAGAUUCAUAGUCUAUAGGUUAGAAUUCACCUUGAUAAUUUUUUCACAUUUAUCUAGCUUUAUUAUCGAGGUAUAAUAAGAUAUAAUAACACUUUUAUUGCAUGGAAAUUCACGAGCUUGAUAAUGACCAGAAAAAUAUCUUUUUACUUCUCAACAAAACACUUUUUUUUUGGUAAUAUAAUAUAACAUUAGUCAUUGUAACAGUAUUGGCGUAAACAAAUAUUAAUAAAGUGCUAUUACUAUAAUUUUGUAGCUUUAUUUUAAGUAAAAUCGAUCUAUAAUGAGAUUUAAAGUUCUUUUGUGAUUAUUUAUUUUUAUUGUAUUAUGUAUUAACAUUUACGUAUGCUCUAUUAUAUGGUAGUCAUUUC